AUGUUUCGCAAAGUGAUGAUCGUGCUGUCGUAUGUUCUAGCACUGGGAUGCAUUUCCGUUGCUGGAGCUGCAUCGAAAAGUGGAGUACCAUCGGCCCCGGAUCUGAGUCGCUGGGAACCCUCAUCUGCCGUGGAAUUACGUUCUGUACUCAGAGCUUUCAGCAGAGAUGCUGCUGCAGCGGGGAUGAAUCAACAGGAAGGAAAGCAACUGCCCACGUUUUCCGCGAAUCCACUGUUCGGUCCAUCCAGUCCGUGCAAAUGCCAGAACGGAUUGUGCAGCUGUUGCCUCGGCAUGUUCAGCAUGAACGGGUGCGCCAACAUCACCUACAUUCCGGAGGACUUUGCGUUCGAGUUUCGCAUGAUUUUUAACAACCGCGUGAUGACGAAGCGUCGGAUCAGUGGCAAAAAUCCGGCCCCCAUCUGUGUGCAUCCACCACGGUUCGAUUUUAUCGAGGUGUGUGCCAACAUCUACGAUGUCUACUUCGUCGGACGCAACAUGCAUUUAUGUAUGGAGAUGAAUGGCAGUUUCGAAGGAUACGAACUUUUCUCACGGUCCUUUGACUGUCUGAGGAUUGGUGAUAAGGGAGUGAAGCUCAUGAAGCCAGGCGAGACUGUCGGUGGUUCGGUGAAUCCUUCGCUCGAAGCAGAAAUCGACUCGGGGGAUGAUAUCGAAGAUUACGACGAAGCGGUCGUAUAA
Molecule: messenger RNA, 696 nt
Organism: Anopheles aquasalis
Lineage: Eukaryota; Metazoa; Arthropoda; Insecta; Diptera; Culicidae
Source: RefSeq, a predicted model, not a curated record